UUGUGCGAGGGGUUUAAGGGCAUACAAAAUAUAAAUAUCAGGUCUUAAUAGUGAAAGAGAGCAGUGGGCCGGGGCCCGAAUCAAGUUUAGUCCUCGGGAGCCCUCGCGUGCGCUCUCUUUUCCUGUGUCUGCUGCCGACGAAAGGGCGGCCGCCGCCAGACCUCCAUCUUCGUGACCUUCGUAGGCGGCGAGCACCCACCAGGAGAAGGCAUGGCUUCACGCAUGACACCUUCCAAGAGGCCUUUUCAGAGAAGAUCUUCAGACUACGAUGGCCGGGGCAAGUGGCAGAAGACGAAGCACCCUUCUCCACAUAAAUCUCAGUUCAAAAUCGAGCCUGGUGUUCCCAUUUUCCGUAUUCUCUGCCCGGCUUCAAAAUCUGGUAAUGUGAUUGGCAAAGGAGGUGCCAUUAUUGCAAAGAUACGUCAAGAAACCAGGAUGAGAAUCAGGGUUGAUAGGGCAGCCCCCGGCUGUGACGAGAGAGUCAUCUUCAUAACUGCUGCCAACAAGGAUGAAGAAGCUGGCAGCGAGCAAGGCGGAGAGAAUGACGGAGGUGCUGCUGCUUCUACUGGUGGUGACCAUGAGAAGGAUAAAGAUAACAACAGCAAGGAGCAAAACGUUGAUCCAGAGGAGAACAACUGCAACGAGCAGAAUGAUGAUUCAGAGAAAGGAAGUGGUAAGGAAGAAAUAGAUGGUUUCGAGAAAGACCAUGGUACGGAAGAAAAGAAUGAUUCAGAGAAAGAACACAAUAAGGGAGAAAAGGAUGAUCCCUUGGUUGCGAAAGUUACAAAGUUAGAACCAGAGAGGGUAAUACCGUUGGCACUGAAGGCCGUUUCACUUGUAUUCGAUAGGAUUUUUGCAACUGAAGGUAAUAAUGAAACUGGGAACGCAUCUGCUGCAAGCGCUCCUGUUUCGUUGCGAAUGUUGGUGCUAUACAGCCAAGCAGGUUGGCUCCUGGGGAAGGGCGGUAGUGUGGUUAAGCAAAUGGCAGCAGAUAACGGCUGUGAAAUCCGUGUUUUGAAAGACAACCUUCCGUCAUGUGCUCUGUUGAAUGACAAACUUUGCCAGAUCACUGGAGAGAUUGACUCAGUAAGGAAAGGUCUCAAUGCUGUAUCUGAAGUGCUCUUAGCUCAUCCACCCAAGGAAACUGAUGCAGUUGCUGAUGUUCAUUCUUCUGGAUCAUCGUCACGUUCUUUGUUCAGCCAGCCUGAUGGUCUUCCCUCUGGAAUGCAAUCUAACUUCCAUAUACCUUUGCAAGGCCCGCCAUCCCAAGCCAAUGGACCUUUUGAUAUAGUUGAUCUUCAACCUCCAAUACAUGGUCAUGCCUCAGUGGCUAUAGAAUCCCUCUCCUUUAGGAUGCUGUGUCCACAAGACAAGGUUGGCAGUAUAAUAGGCAAGGGUGGAAAUAUUGUUAAAACCAUUCAAAAUGAUACAGGCUGUGAAAUUAAAGUUCUUGACACUGUUCCAAAAACAGAUGAUCGCAUCAUAAGUAUAUCUGGACCUGCGCAUCCGAGUGAUGGAAUCUCCCCUGCACAGAAUGCCAUUCUGCAUGUGCAGCGUAAAAUUAUGUUACCUAGCUCUGAUAAGAAGGAAGGUCCUGCAACGUGUAGGCUGAUCGUUUCUGGAAACCAAGUUGGUUGUGUUCUCGGCAAGGGUGGUAGUAUCAUAGCUGAAAUGAGGAAGCUGUCAGGAGCAUUUAUAGUAGUGUUGAGCAAAGACAAGAUUCCAAGGGGUGUCCCAGAGCAUGAUGAAGUUAUCCAGAUAAACGGAAGUUGUGAAGCUAUUCAAGAAGCUCUAAUGCAGGUUACAGCUAGGCUUCGUAACCAUCUUUUCCGGGACAGAAUGCCUGCAGUGGGGCCUAAUAUGCGGCCACCUUUUGGUUUGUUAGAUCCCCAGUUUGGUCCAUUUUCGGGAAACCAUGAAUCAUCAUCCCUGUUUCAUAAAGAUUUCAUGGGACGACCAUUGGAUGGGAUUGCUGCUCCUUGGACAGUGAAGGGCAUGCGGGAUCUCAGCGAUCCAGUGUCAAUAUCCGAUAUCCCUGGAGCAGGGCAUAGAGAAGCUGGUGGAUUUCCAGGUCCUGGUCAGCCAUCUAUGAUGCCAAACUUGACUGCAGAGGUCUUGGUUCCAAGAUUAGUUAUCCCUGUUCUCUGCGGUGAGGAUGGAGGUUGUUUGGACAGGAUCCGUGAGUUUUCUGAAGCUAAGAUAACUGUCGCUGAGCCUACAGCCGAUGCGAUGGACACUGCUGUUUUGAUAUCUGGCACACCAGAGCAGAUGCAUGCAGCCCGAAGUCUCGUUGAAGCAUUCGUUAUGAGCGAAUCUUUUGGCCCAUGACAUGUCCAGAGUGAAGCUAGCGAUCAUAUGUGGGUUCAUGUUUGUGAAUAUGCGUCCCAGUCUGUCUGCAGAGUGACAUAUGCUCCAAGUGGCUAAUUAGGCUGAAUAUUCGACUGGAGUCCUCUUUCUGUCUGCAGAGUGGCAAAUGCUCCAGGUUGCUAGUUAUAUAUAAUCUUCCAAAGUCGUCACUUUGACUCUGAGAUACGGAGCACAUUUUGAGUAGCCGCAGAACUAUGUUGCUUAUGCAAGGAAGUAUUGUUUGGACCCGGAAAGGCUCUAACUUUAUUUUUGUUGUACUGAUGUUGUGAGAUGUACCACCAUUGUCUGUAUUUCAGUCCGGCUUUAUAUCUGUAUUUUAUGGUAUUGCUACCAUAGUUAAUAUGACGGUAAGGCAGCGAAAAGGCGUAAGCCGGGGAAUAUUAAAUAGUAGAAAUCUUUAUCUUUA
This is a messenger RNA of Zea mays, 2773 nucleotides long. RefSeq names its product nucleic acid binding protein. Gene Ontology annotation, molecular function: RNA binding. NCBI's taxonomy places the organism in Eukaryota, Viridiplantae, Streptophyta, Magnoliopsida, Poales, Poaceae. The transcript is spliced from 9 exons. The record is from RefSeq and is a predicted model, not a curated record. Bases 211 to 2328 code for a protein of 705 amino acids.